CAUCGUUGUCCAGCCUUGGAUCUUCUCCAAAGGAGAGCUUUUUUUUCCAAUGAACCUAAUCAGUGGAGCUUUUAACGCGGAGAAAGCAACAAGUGUUACAGCGCAAAGGAGAUGGCAACCGGCGGAAAUAACUCGACCUUUGACCUCAGUCCCAAGACCCUGGUGGCCGUGGGCGUUGGUCUGGUGGCGGUGGGUGGGGCCAGCUUCCUACUGUACCGCCAUCUGACCCGCGAUGUGAUGCCCCAAAAGUGGCGACGAGUGGGCACCGUGGAGAGGAUCCACUUUUUUCCGGUCAAGUCCUGUGCCCCCAUGGACAUCUCGAAGCCCGGAGUGGAGUACGACUGCGAUGUGCUUAGCAUGUCCUUUGAGGGAAUAAGGGAUCGCACAUUGAUGGUGGUCAACGAAAUGAACGAAAUGAUUACGGCUCGGGGGUACCCGCACAUGACCCAGAUCAAGUCGAAGAAGGUAUCGCCCAGCAAGCUUGUCUUCAGCGCUCAAGAAAUGCCCGACCUGGAGCUAGACUUCGAGAAUCUGGACGGUCCUGGCAAGGAUGUGAACACAUCCGUUUGGGGCGUUUCCGUAGACGUGAUGCCCUGCGGAGAACGGAUCAACACAUGGUUCUCCCAGGCCAUCCUAAAGAAGGAGAGCGGCCUCAAGCUAGUGCACUAUCCCUAUCCGAAACCAGUGAGAAGCACCAAUCCCCGUCUAAAGUCCAUGCCCUUCAUUAGGCAGGAGGACUCGGGCACCUUCAACGAUGCCACCAGCUUUAUGCUAAUGAACCUUUCGUCGGUCGCCGAUCUUAAUACUCGUCUAAAAAAUCCUGUGGAUGCACUGCAGUUCCGAGGGAACUUCGAACUGAAAAUGGAUGUCGAUGAACCCUAUGCCGAGGACAAUUGGCAAUGGUUGCGUAUAGGUGACGAUGCUGUUUUCCGUACGGUGGCGCCAUGCACUCGCUGUAUUUUUACCAACAUAAAUGCGAAGACGGCCGAGAGGAGUUCUGAAGGGGAGCCUCUCAAAACGCUUAGAAGCUAUCGCUUGUUCAACUACAGCUCGCCGGCUCUGGGCGUGCAUUUGGGACUCCGACUGCCGGGAAAAGUCAAGGCCAACGACGUGGUAUAUGUAGAGGACAAGUGAACAUUCCAUUAUCUCUUCCAACAUUUUAUCCGGUAUACAUUGAAGUUUAUUACAUAGAACAUAGAUAAUGAGGGUACUGUAGACUUUUAUAUGCAAAUAUACAUGUGUUAUGAGCCUAU
Messenger RNA from Drosophila erecta, 1253 nucleotides. RefSeq names its product mitochondrial amidoxime-reducing component 1 (gene Marc). Bases 112 to 1134 code for a protein of 340 amino acids. The record is from RefSeq and is a predicted model, not a curated record. NCBI's taxonomy places the organism in Eukaryota, Metazoa, Arthropoda, Insecta, Diptera, Drosophilidae. The transcript is spliced from 4 exons. Gene Ontology annotation, molecular function: pyridoxal phosphate binding; molybdenum ion binding; catalytic activity.